Messenger RNA from Penicillium subrubescens, 1302 nucleotides. RefSeq names its product threonine aldolase GLY1. The record is from RefSeq and is a predicted model, not a curated record. Gene Ontology annotation, biological process: L-threonine catabolic process; glycine biosynthetic process. Lineage: Eukaryota; Fungi; Ascomycota; Eurotiomycetes; Eurotiales; Aspergillaceae. Gene Ontology annotation, molecular function: L-allo-threonine aldolase activity. Gene Ontology annotation, cellular component: cytosol. The transcript has 3 exons. The coding region runs from base 5 to 1258 and encodes 417 amino acids.
CUCCAUGACUCGCCCACUGCAUGCCCUUUGUCGGCCAUUUAGGGCUUCCAGAUCUCUCCCCAUCUUCCCAACAAUAUCUCCAGUCCGAAAGUUCUCCCUCACAAACUUUACCAUGGAGUCGUCGGCCAACGCCUUGGCUGUUAAUGGCCAGACUAGUUGGCAUGGGGCUGGUGCUGCCGAAUUUGACCUGCGAAGUGACACCAUGACGAAGCCAACCCCGGCUAUGCUCAACGCAAUUUGCCAGACGACUCUCCUCGACGAUGUAUUCAACGAGGACCCAACAACCAAUGCUCUACAAAGUUAUGUUGCCGAGCGGACCAAGCACGAGGCUGCUCUAUUAGUGCUGUCAGGAACGAUGGGUAACCAGGUCGCUAUUCGCUCGCAUUUGACUCAGCCUCCCUACGCGGUGCUGUGCGACCACCGAUCUCACAUCAUUUGCUAUGAGGCCGGAGGUGUCAGUGCAUGGACGGGGGCGACCGUGCAGACCGUUGUCCCUAAGAACGGCAUUCACUUGACCCUGGAGGAUAUUCAAAAGCAUGCCGUACUGGACGAUGACAUCCACCACUGUCCGACCAAGUUGAUCAGUCUGGAGAACACCCUCAAUGGCUUGAUUAUGCCCCUCGAUGAGGCGCGGCGCAUCGUGGAGUGGGCCCAUGCCAACGAUAUCAAGGUGCAUCUGGAUGGCGCUCGGCUAUGGGAGGCAGUUGUCUCUGGAGCUGGAAGUCUUGUCGAAUACGCCAGUCUAUUUGACAGUGUGAGUCUGUGCUUCUCCAAGGGACUGGGUGCCCCUAUUGGCAGCAUUAUCGUUGGAUCGCAGGCCUUAAUCAAGAAAGCCCGUUGGUUCCGCAAGUCUAUCGGUGGUGGCGCUCGCCAGACUGGAGUCUUUGCUGCCGCUGCCCGGAUCGCCCUCGAUGAAACCUUCGGUACAGAUGACCACGGCAAGACCGGCAAGCUUCCUGCAACGCAUGCUAAGGCCAAGCAAGUUGCAGAAUUUUGGACCAGUCGCGGAGGCAAGCUGCAGUAUCCCGUGCACACCAAUAUGAUUUGGCUGGAUUUGGAGGCGUCCGGGGUGGGACCUAACGAUCUCACAUCUAUUGGCCAGGAGCAAGGGUUACAAUUGCUUGGAAACCGGGUGGUGGUUCAUUACCAGGUUUCGGACGAUGCAAUUGCGCGGCUGAAUCAGGUAUUCGACAUUGCUCUGAAGGGCGACUAUCAGCGGAGCGAGGACACAACAAAAGCAUAUGGAAGUAGCAAGUAAAUAAAUACACAUAUAUAAUGCUGCAGUAAAUAGUUAAACCAUAC